Molecule: messenger RNA, 1477 nt
Organism: Syngnathus acus (greater pipefish)
Lineage: Eukaryota; Metazoa; Chordata; Actinopteri; Syngnathiformes; Syngnathidae
Gene: gmds
Product: GDP-mannose 4,6-dehydratase
Exons: 11
Coding region: 115-1230 (371 amino acids)
Biological process (GO): GDP-mannose metabolic process
Molecular function (GO): GDP-mannose 4,6-dehydratase activity
Source: RefSeq, a predicted model, not a curated record
CUACGUACAAUUUGUUUCUGCUUUCCGUGACGGCAAGUGUCGAGGUAACGCCGUGCACACAAAACAAACAGUCGGUGGCAGUCGCUUUGGUGGCACAAAUCCAGUCAGAUAAAAAUGUCUCAGAGUUCCGAACCUGCAGCCAACUGCUUCGAUGUGACGGGAGACGCCACGAAGAAAAGGAAAACUGCGCUCAUCACCGGCAUCACUGGUCAGGAUGGCUCAUACCUGGCCGAAUUUCUGCUCUCCAAAGGAUACGAGGUUCACGGCAUUUUGAGACGUUCCAGUUCCUUCAACACGGGACGCAUUGAGCAUCUUUACAAGAACCCGCAGACGCAUACGGAAGGCAAUAUGAAGCUUCACUACGGCGACCUGACGGACAGCACGUGUCUGGUGAAGAUCAUCAACCAAGUGAAACCGACGGAAGUCUACAACCUGGGUGCUCAGAGUCACGUCAAGAUCUCCUUCGAACUGGCCGAGUACACGGCGAACGUGGAUGGCGUGGGAACGCUUCGUCUUUUGGACGCUAUCAAGACGUGCGGCUUGACCAACAGCGUCAAGUUUUAUCAGGCCUCCACCAGCGAGUUGUACGGCAAAGUCCUGGAAAUCCCGCAGACGGAAACCACGCCCUUUUACCCUCGCUCACCUUACGGUGCCGCUAAAUUGUACGCUUACUGGAUCGUGGUCAACUUCAGGGAGGCCUACAACAUGUUUGCCGUCAACGGGAUCCUCUUCAACCACGAGAGUCCGAGGAGAGGGUCCAAUUUUGUGACACGGAAGAUCAGCCGUUCUGUGGCAAAGAUCCACUUGGGCCAACUGGAGAGCUUCAGUCUGGGUAACCUGGAUUCCAAGAGGGAUUGGGGCCACGCCCAAGACUAUGUCAAGGCCAUGUGGCUGAUGCUGCAACAGGAGGAACCCGAUGAUUUCGUCAUAGCAACAGGGGAGGUGCACAGUGUGAGGGAGUUUGUGGAGAAAGCUUUCCAGCACGUGGGGAAGACCAUUGUGUGGAGCGGGAAGGACGAGCACGAGGUUGGCCGUUGCCAGGAGACAGGAGUCGUGCAUGUCAAGGUCAACCCAAAAUAUUUCCGGCCCACAGAAGUGGAUUACCUGCAAGGUGACAGCAGCAAAGCGCACGAGAAGCUGGGCUGGAAGCCCAAGGUGACCUUUGCGGAGCUGGUGAAAGAAAUGGUGGAGGCGGACAUUGCGCUGAUGAAGAAAAACCCAAAUGCCUGAGACGCUCCCUGGGGAACGUCAACGUCUCAACAUUCCCGUCAACACACACCACGAAGGACCAUCACAUUUAAAAAUUAUUGCACUUUAAAAAAAAAAAAAAAUCACGUUUUUAUUAUUAUGAUUCAACAAUGACUCUUUUGUGCUCUAUUAAAGAGCACUUUCAGAACGUGUCAAGAAAUGUACUGGAUGAAGUCCACAUGCAAAUGUAUGUUAUUUUGAAAAGUAAACGCAGAUCAUUGAAACUGUA